This is a messenger RNA of Cylindrotheca closterium, 1005 nucleotides long. Lineage: Eukaryota; Bacillariophyta; Bacillariophyceae; Bacillariales; Bacillariaceae. The record is from the annotation of a GenBank genome assembly.
AUGUCCAUCGACUUGUACCCACCAUUUAUUAAGCAAGACGAUCUCUCUCCAGAUGAAGGAUUCGGAGCAGACAUAGAUGAAGAUUGUGAGCUCCUCAAUGGUGCAACUAAAGGGUUCGGAGCAGAUGCAGAUACCUGCAUCGCAUGCCUGGGCGCCAAAGACGCCGUCGCACGCUGGAAGCUUGCUCGACGAUACCAGGAACUCUACGAUAAGCCGCUGACAAAAUUGAUGAAAGACGAGUUUUCUGGUGAUUUUGGUAGAGCCAUGAAGAUGCUUGCCAUGCCAAUUGACGAAGCUGAAUGCUACAUGUUGAAAAAAGCAUUCGAAGGACUGGGAUGUAAUGUCAAGGUGAUCUAUUCCAUAUUGGUUGGACGUAGUAAUGACGAAAUCAACAGAAUCAAGAAAAACUAUUUCAAGCUUUACACCAAAGAUCUUGGAAAACAAUUGGCUAGUGAACUCCACGGUGAUAUGGAGCGGCUUGUCUUCAACUGCUUCCAAGCCGGCGAGGAACCUUACGACCCACAGUUUCACACGGAAGAAAAGGCGCAGGAGGAUGCCGAUGAAAUCUAUGAGAAGGGCCAAGGAAAGUUCUUUGGAACGGAUGAGAAGAAGAUCUUCAAGAUCCUUUGCGCGUCCCCCCCUGAGCACAUUGCAAAUAUUGACAAAGCAUAUGCUGAGAAGCGAGGCUACACCCUUAGCAAGGCCAUAGAGAAGGAAUUGAACGGUAACGUGCGCGAUGCAACCAUUCAUCUUGUUGGUAUGAAGACUAAGCCAUACCACAGUGCAGCUGCAAUGAUCAAGGAAGCAUGCAAGGGAAUCGGAACUGACGAGCUGUUGUUGACAACUUGUAUUGUCCGAUACCAAUAUGUUCUUAAGGAUGUCAUGGCAGCCCAUAUAGAAGAAUACGGCAAAACUAUUCAUGAACGCGUAAAAUCUGAGACUAGUGGCAACUACAAAGAACUGCUCUUGACAGUACUCAAUGCCGUGUGGCCAGAAGAAGGAUAG